AGAUGCACCUAUCAAGAUGGCGGCUUAAAGUGCCGCCUGUCUUGAAAGCAAUUCGAGAACUGUCAGAUGGAUAUUAAUUUUCAUUGAUAUUAGUUUUGAUAAUAAGUUUUUUAUACCUAAAGUGAAACGCGUAAGAGAAAAAUGCUAUUAACGUUAAAGCCAGAGCACAAGAAGCACGUGUUGUUUCUUGCUGAACAAUCGCCGCCAGUAUUGCAGGAUUUUUGCAAAUUAGCUCUGGAUUAUCUGCAAAAGGGUCCAAAUGUUAAAGUAUACAAUGCUGCUGCUCAGAAAUUAAAUGUUGAGUUGGACGCAAUUAAGAAUUCAGUGGAGGGUUUGGUCAAUCUCUUGUUAGAAAGCUGCAAACACAAGUUAAAUGCGGAGGAUUUUCGAGAUUCUGUGAUCACUUUAGGUUUCACGGAAGAGAAGGAAGCAAUACUUAGUAAAUUAUAUAGCGUUAAAAAAGAUGAGAUCUUGAAUGCCUUAGAAGAGAUUGGAUUUAAAUUGCCUGAAUAUCAUGACAUGGAAUGGAGAUUUGAAGUGCAGACUGCAUCAAGAUCUCUCUUGAAACAAGUUGCACCACUCAUCACUCUAGAUUUAUCACUGAAAAAUCCCGACAAUUCCGACGAAAUUGAACACGUUUUGUUACAAACUGAUCCUACUAAUUUGCUUCAUCUAACUCAAGAGCUGGAAGAAGCGCUACAAGAAAGUCGUAGCUUACAUAUUCGAAGGAUUUCAAGGGCAAAAAUGGAGUCCCUUAUUACAGUAGGUGCUGAAAAUCUAACUUCGAUCAUUCCACCUGGACUCUCUACCACAACAUUUGCUAAUGUAUUAACAACGACAACUGGACCACACGCGAUGCGGCAGAUGAGUUUCAACAAUCAAACUGUUGUGGAUAAAGUACCUCCAGAAAUGCUGCACUUGGUUGAUCCGCAUUGGUACCAAUUUCCACCAAUGGAUCCAAUGUGGCACAAAAUUUUAGGCCUGGUGAUGAUUGUAUUAGGAAUUAUGGGAUGGAGUGGAAAUGGUGUAGUAGUGUAUGUGUUUAUGAUGACACCCUCUUUAAGAACACCGAGCAAUCUUCUGGUGGUAAAUCUCGCUUUUUCCGAUUUCAUCAUGAUGAUAAUUAUGUCACCUCCUAUGGUGAUCAACUGUUACUAUGAGACCUGGAUAUUAGGAGUAUUAAUGUGCGACAUAUAUGCCAUGGUUGGCUCUUUAUGCGGAUGUGCCUCGAUAUGGACUAUGACUGCUAUUGCUCUUGAUCGAUAUAAUGUUAUAGUAAAGGGUAUGGCAGGAAAACCGCUUACUAUUAAGAAAGCGCUACUUGAAAUUUUGUUAAUCUGGCUCUUUGCUGCAUUAUGGACAGUUAUGCCGAUGGUGGGAUGGAACAGGUAUGUGCCAGAAGGCAACAUGACCGCCUGCGGUACCGAUUACCUCACUAAGGAUUGGAUCUCUAAGUCAUAUAUUCUGGUGUAUUCGAUAUUUGUAUACUACAUGCCGCUCUUUACUAUAAUUUACAGCUAUUACUUUAUCGUUUCGACAGUAGCUGCUCAUGAAAAAUCAAUGAGGGAACAGGCGAAGAAAAUGAAUAUACAGUCUUUGAGAUCUGGGGAUAAUCAAAAUAUCAGUGCAGAAGCAAAAUUGGCAAAGGUGGCUUUGAUGACUAUCUCUUUGUGGUUUAUGGCAUGGACACCGUAUCUGGUCAUUAAUUAUACAGGCAUUUUCGGUGGUGCUACUAUUAGUCCUCUUAGCACCAUUUGGGGAUCUCUGUUUGCAAAGGCGAACGCUAUAUAUAAUCCGAUUGUUUAUGGAAUUAGUCAUCCAAAAUAUAGAGCAGCGUUAAAAGAAAAAUUACCGUUCUGCGUAUGUGGCUCGACUGAGGAUCCAUCUGCGAAACCUGCUGGAGACACAACGUCAUCCACAACGGCAGCGUAAUUUCGUGCGAUGGAUUGCAUCUUUAAUUCUAAAUAUGUGAUAUAACAAAAAGUUAGAGGAUAUUUCUCUCGAAUUGGUUGAUGAAUUAAUAAUAUUAAUUAAAUGUUUCUAAGAAAUGAAGAAAAUUUGUAAUUUGUAAAGCUUUAAUAUAGCUGUUACAGAUAGCCAAUUAUGCAAAAAGCUAUUACGUACACGGAAUUUCGAGUGGACCAACUUUGUUAUAUUUUAUGAUAUGUUGUACACAUAACGAAUUCUCAUUUUGAAUUUGUCUUUAUUAUUUUCCCUGUGCAAAACUGAGAAUAAUAGAAAGCACUUAGUGUUGAUUGUAGUAUUGCAAACGAAUAUCAGUUAAUAAAUUGUUUGGCAUGUAAU
Molecule: messenger RNA, 2304 nt
Organism: Nylanderia fulva
Lineage: Eukaryota; Metazoa; Arthropoda; Insecta; Hymenoptera; Formicidae
Product: COMM domain-containing protein 2-like
Source: RefSeq, a predicted model, not a curated record